Molecule: messenger RNA, 759 nt
Organism: Benincasa hispida (wax gourd)
Lineage: Eukaryota; Viridiplantae; Streptophyta; Magnoliopsida; Cucurbitales; Cucurbitaceae
Source: RefSeq, a predicted model, not a curated record
CCCAAUUAACCAAGGCAAGUGAAAAGCAAAGGAAAGAUGAAGGAUUUUUUAUCAUUUGCUUAAACUUAGAAGCAAACCCUUUUGAGGUUAUUCCUCUAUGGAUCCAAGAAUUUCAUUUUCAAAUGAUUUUGUUGAAACAAAACAGGGAUUGAAGAUUGAGAAUAUUUACAGAGAAGCACCUGUUUCUUCUGAUUUUGAGUUUAGUGUGAAGAACAGAUGUAUGAUAUCAGCAGAUGAGAUUUUCUUUCAAGGGAAGUUGCUGCCAUUGAAGGACAGUUCAAGGAAUAAUAAUCUGUUGGUUAAGACAACUUUAAGAGAUGAAUUGCAAGUGAAUGAAGAAGAUGAUGAAGAAGAUGAAGUUUCAUUUCCAAAGUUCACAAAAGUUUCUUCUGCUAGCUGUUGGAAGGAGAAAUUUGGGUUCAGGAGAUCUCAUUUUGUUCCAAAGAAACAGAGUAGAAAUGAAGGGGUUUUGAAAACUGUUGAAGAAGAAGAGAAAACUUCUGUUUUUCUUCAUGAAGACCUCAUAAAUAUUGCAAGAAAAAAUGGGAAUUGUUACUUGAAGAAAGCUAACUCACAGAGAUGAAAGGAAUUAGAGAGAUUAUGGGUAAUAACCAAUGUAAAGCAGAAGGAUAUCACAAGAUUAUCUUCAGAUAAUUACAAGCUUGUUUGAGGGUUUUUGGCUUAAAAAGAGAGAAGCUUUUUCAUCUCUUUUGUUUAGUUACAAGAAAAAAUCAACCAAAAACCCUUUGUGAGAUCAGG